CCACUCCCAUGAUGCCAAGGCUGUAGAGUAUCAGAUAUCCUGACCUGUUGUACAUUUCUGGGACAGCUCGAGAUAGCGCCCUCCAUAUUUUGCGCAGAAAGCAUUCCUAUUUCAGAUCGUUGUACUCUUCAUCUUCUCUACUUGAAGGAUCCUAUUAGGUGGCAUGUCCAGUGUCUUGCUUGCUGGCAUAGUUCAUCAUCCUAUCCGCCAUUGUAGUGGAAGCUAAGCAAGCCACAAUAAAACCCCAUCAUCCAGCAGCUCUUGUUCUUGCCUCCAACUCCCUCGUGGCCUGCAGGGAAGCCAACCUUGCAAGCUCUGGCAGCGGCAUGGCGUCGGACCGAGGAGAGGUCGACACAUCCCGCGCCUUCCGGUCUGUCAAGGAGGCGGUCGCCGUGUUCGGGGAGCGCAUCCUUGUCAGGGAAGCUCAGUUCAGACCAAAUGGUGGCGCGCAUGGCGGCCGUCGUGUUGGCAAGGAGGUGAACUCCAGGGUGAAUGCUGUCGCCAUCGCCGCCUCUGAUGUGAAGCCGCCUGACCGGAGCGAUGGCGUGAUGGAAAGCCACUCCAAGCCAAGUGUUGUCACCUACAAUGCCAAGAAAGAGUUGACUAGUGGCAACACCAAGCCUGCUGUGCCAAGGCCGCCGGUUGCAGAAGACGUGCCAAUGUACCUGGUCCCCACCUCGCCGCCGUUCUUUGCGUCGUCGCCUUCGCUGGCCAACGACGACGACGAGGAGCAAGAGCGCAAGGCGGCGGACCUCAUGGUCAUGAGCUCCAUCAAGAAUCUGGAGGACGAGGCGGCCAGGACGAGGCAAGAGGUGUCGCAGCUCAAGAGGCGGCUGGCCGAGAUGGAGCUGUCCAUGGCCACCCUGAACGCGAAGCUCCACCGCGCGCUCUCCAAGGUGGCGCACAUGGAGGCGGACAACGCGGCGGCGGCGCGCGCCAGCAUCGAGAGAGCCGGUCGCGGCGGCGGCGACAUGGCGCUGACGGUCUGGGCCGAGCACCGUGCCCCCAGCAGGCCGCAGCUGGGCCACCUGCUGAGGCUCGGCGAGGCUGACAGGGAGGCGAUGGUGGUGUCUGGCGGUGGCCGGGAAGUGGCGGCGCCGGCGAGGAGGAAGGUGCAGAAGCAGAAGCCGAUCGUGCCGCUGGUUGUUCCGCUAAUUAAUGGCGUCAUCUUCUCCAAGAAGAGGAGGAUGAAGGACAAGGAGAGCGUGUACAUGAAGGAGCUUUACAGCUUGCUUAGGUUGAGUUGAUGAUCACGGCUGUCAUGCUAAAUCUGUGGAAGUGUACUUGUGCACAAUCAUCUGCACUGAAGUUAUCUAUCUACCCACUAAUUUUUAUUUGUUUUUAUAGUUUGUGUGAGUGGAUCGUGGAGUGUGAGGAUGUAAUUUGUAAAAAUUAAUAUGUAAAUUUAGCAUUAGUGGUUAUUUGUAUAUUGAAAUCAAGAACUUAUAUCGGGCAAUAGUUGCAGUGGAGCCAUGGAGGUACUUAUUUGCAAAUCAAUAAAUCUUAGAGCAUCUCCAA
This is a messenger RNA of Sorghum bicolor (sorghum), 1518 nucleotides long. RefSeq lists its product as uncharacterized. The record is from RefSeq and is a predicted model, not a curated record. NCBI's taxonomy places the organism in Eukaryota, Viridiplantae, Streptophyta, Magnoliopsida, Poales, Poaceae. The coding region runs from base 327 to 1247 and encodes 306 amino acids. The transcript has a single exon.